Messenger RNA from Platichthys flesus (European flounder), 7603 nucleotides. RefSeq names its product potassium channel tetramerization domain containing 3 (gene kctd3). Gene Ontology annotation, biological process: protein homooligomerization. The record is from RefSeq and is a predicted model, not a curated record. Lineage: Eukaryota; Metazoa; Chordata; Actinopteri; Pleuronectiformes; Pleuronectidae. The transcript is spliced from 19 exons. Gene Ontology annotation, molecular function: protein binding. Bases 329 to 2965 code for a protein of 878 amino acids.
UAAAAUUCUGCGCAAGAUAUUAUUCACGGUGAUUUACACGCGCCGCAACGAUGCUAACAGGCACAGUGGCGGAUAAAGGAGUCAUUGUGUGUCCGUUCUCUGGUUAAAGAGGCUCCGUCUCUCCUCGCCCACCAUGCGGAGGGUCAGCGACACGGACGCCGUCCACACAGGUCGUGUGUGACGGGUCUUUUAUGGAAGGUGGGACGAGGGAGAGGUCGUAAGGCGGAGGGAGAGUCUGGACGAGGCUGAGCGUUAGCAACGCUAGCUGAGACGGGUGUAACGUAGCGGUCACUUUCCCUCCAACCACCCCGGCAGGUUCGAUUCCGUCAUGGCCACCAACGACAACAAUUUGACGCCCGGGAUGGGGGAGAUCAUCCAGCUAAACGUCGGCGGGACGAGGUUCAGCACCUCCAGACAGACCCUGAUGUGGAUCCCAGAUUCCUUCUUCUCCAGUUUGCUGAGUGGAAGGAUAUCCACUCUUCGGGAUGAAACGGGAGCCAUAUUUAUUGACAGAGACCCCACAGCUUUUGCACCAAUUUUGAAUUUUCUCCGAACCAAAGAAUUGGACCUGCGGGGUGUCAACAUCAGCGUCCUGAGACAUGAAGCAGAGUUUUAUGGGAUAACUCCUUUAGUGCGGCGCCUGUUGCUGUGUGAGGAACUGGACCGCUCAUCGUGUGGUAGUGUUCUCUUCCAUGGUUACCUGCCACCCCCAGCCAUCCCUGCCCGUAAAUCGAACGCUGCUUCAGCUGCGUCAGCUGCGUCAGCUUCCUCCUCUGAAGAGCGGCCGGGCCCGAGUGGAGCAGAGGGCUUCACCCGUGUCGGUCCCCCUCCUCACCCUUCCCUCCCUGCUCCACCUGGAGCAGAUGCCAACCACAAACUGGGUCCCAUUGUUGACCCCAGGAAGGUGUUGAUUGUAGCAGGGCACCACAACUGGAUCGUAGCAGCUUACGCACACUAUGUCAUCUGCUACAGGAUAAAGGAAUCCUCAGGAUGGCAGCAGGUGUUUUCUUCCCCCUACCUCGACCGUACCAUUGAACGCAUCGCGCUUAAUGCCAAGGUGGUAGGUGGCCCGCAUGGAGACAAGGACAAGAUGGUGGCCGCCGCCUCUGAAAGCAGUAUCAUCCUCUGGAGCAUCCAAGAUGGAGGCAGUGGUAAUGAGAUAGGUGUGUUCAGUCUCAGUGUUCCGGUUGAUGAUCUCUUUUUCAUUGGGAACCAGCUGGUGGCUACGAGCCACACAGGGAAGGUGGGGGUGUGGAAUGCUGUCACACAACACUGGCAGGUUCAAGAUGUGGUUCCCAUCACCAGCUGUGACACAGCAGGAUCCUUUUUACUCCUGGGCUGCAACAAUGGCUCCAUCUACUACAUAGACAUGCAAAAGUUUCCACUGAGGAUGAAGGAUAAUGAUCUUCUGGUGACUGAGCUCUAUCACGACCCAUCAAACGAUGCCAUCACCGCACUGUCUGUCUACCUCACACCUAAAACCAGUGUGAGUGGGAACUGGAUAGAGAUCGCCUACGGGACGAGCAGCGGGGCAGUGAGAGUGAUCGUGCAGCACCCGGAGACAGUGGGCUCAGGCCCCCAGCUCUUUCAGACGUUCACUGUGCACAGGAGCCCCGUGACCAAGAUCAUGCUGUCUGAGAAACAUCUGGUGUCAGUUUGCGCGGACAACAAUCACGUUCGGACGUGGACGGUGACACGUUUCAGAGGCAUGAUCUCCACCCAGCCAGGCUCCACCCCUCUGGCCUCCUUCAAAAUCCUGUCCCUGGAGGAGACGGAGAGCCACGGGAGCUACUGCUCUGGGAAUGAUAUCGGUCCAUUUGGAGAACGAGACGAUCAGCAGGUUUUUAUUCAGAAGGUCAUCCCGAUCACCCACAAGCUGUUUGUGAGGCUCUCAUCUACUGGAAAAAGGAUCUGUGAAGUGCAGUCAGUGGACGGGACCACCAUCUCUUGCUUCAUGGUGCGGGAGUGCGAAGGCUCCAGUCGGAUGGGGUCCCGCCCUCGGCGCUAUCUGUUCACUGGCCACGGCAACGGCAGCAUCCAAAUGUGGGACCUGACCACUGCGAUGGACACGGCUAACAAAGGAGAGGAGAGGAAGAAAGAGGCUGCUCCGGUCCUCCUGACAGAGGCAGGUGGGCCUACAGAGGAGGAGUUGCUGCAGCUGUUGGACCAAUGUGACCUGAGCACCUCCCGCUGUGCCACACCAAAUAUUAGCCCAGCCCCGUCUGUGCUGCACCACACACGCCUGCGAGAGUCCUGCUCCAGUUUGCAGUUACAGGCACAGGAGCCCAUUCCUGAGAGUCAGGCUACUUAUGCAGCUGUGCGGCCCUACAGAGAGAGCCCCCUGCUGGCCCGCGCUCGACGAACAGAGUCCUUCCACAGCUACCGAGACUUCCAGAACUUCAGCCUGAAUCGGGGUGUCCUGGAGGGCACAGGUCAGACGUCAGCCCAGGGCCCCAGCCAUGUCACAGAUGCCCGCCGCUCACUCUGUGACUUUGGGCCUGAGGACAGUGAGAGGAGAGCCUCAACGUUGGAGUUCUGGGCUUGUCGAACCACCUGUGCCAGCUCUAGCACGAACAUUGCGGCUUUGAUGGCUGGGGCUGUUUCUGGGGUGAGGGCAGAAGGUGCUCAAGAAACUUCACGCCAACCGCCGGACAGCCCGACUCCAGGGGGAGACGUCCGAAAAAAGGCGCACCCAACGGAGGAGGGGGAGGGUGUGGGAUUCGGAGGAGAUGGGCCAAAGUCAGAGGGAGGUGUGAGGAAAAGGGGAGUACUAGAAGGAGGCUUUCUAGGGAGGAAGAGGGCUCCUCCAGUUCCUCACCUCUCCUCCCUCCCCUCCGGGUCUGACGGUGGCGGCAGCGACUCAUCUGCAAACGCCUCCCCCUCCCCGACCAAACUGGCCUCCUCCACCUCACCACGACACAGGAAGCUGGCCCCGGAGCCGUCCAAUCAGGACAGCAGCCUGUGACAGCGCAAAAGGCCCACCUCCAAUUAUUGUGAUCCCAGUCAGUGGAAUCGUUUCAUGCAGGCGUCCUGUUGAACUUACUGCGUCAGACUGGAUAUGAAGCAGGGUUCCAGAUGUAAAUGGGUAAAUGAUUUGUUGGUUUUGGGAGCCCACAGGUAAUGACAGGUUUUUCACUAUGUUUGAUCCCAAGGCUGAAAAUCUUUUUAUGUUAUCAUUACACCUGCUCUAGAGGCUGGACAUCGCACCCUGAGCAGGAAUAUCUUUUCUGUUUAAUCACUCUGGUGAAAUGAAGCUCUGUUUGUUGUUGGUGUAUGCUUUAAUCUCAACAGAUCAGAGUGCGGGUCAGAGCUUUGAGACAAGAGUCUGAUAGAAGUGUGCCAGCUCAGUUCGGGAGAACAUCUGAAAUAGAUAGUGGUUGUUCAUGUGACAGCUUCACAAAGAUACAGUCACUACAGAAGGAGGCAACAGUCUCUUUGUUCUGGAAUCGUGAAGAGUGUGUUGAGGCCUUUUGGGUUUGAAUCAGGUGUCAGGCCACAGAAAAGACUAAAUCCAUUAAGGCAUCAUGGUUCAUUCAAAUAAAAAAAUAUAUAGUACGGCAAAGUACUAGUCACAGAACAGGGUUUUUUGAUUCUACCUGAGGAGAGUGUAGCUUGUGAGAAGCAAUAGAAGCAAGAAAGAUACACUCCUUGUUCUUUUAUCAGAUUUGUAAAGUGUUGGUAUUCAAACACAAAGCAAACAGAUUCAAACAUGAAACAUUUCUUGAGAUCCUGAAAUAACAAUUAUUUUUCAUUCUCGAGCAAUCUCUCAGAUUCUAUUUGAUUUUAUUUGUUAAGCCAAUGAUGUAAAACACAAAAAAGAUGCACAACCUCACAUUGGAGAAGCUUCAACCGGCAAGUUGCUGAAAAGUUCAUCAUCUCUGACUACAUGUGCAGUUUGUCGUACCCUUGCCAGAAUCCUGGCAGCUACUUGAAUCGAUAUGUCCCAAAAAUAGUUAAAUAACUAAAACAGUUAUUGUUGAUAGAGCAGUGACAGUAGAACAGACAGCGAGCAGUGAAGUCAGCUUGUAGCUCCAUCACGCAGUAAAACCUCUUUAGGUUUGUGAUUCGCCAGCUCAGUGACAACUAUGCAACAGUGGAGUUAUGCACGACAGCUAAAACAAACAUGAAGUCACGAGGAUCGCCAAAUAGUGAGAUUCAUGGAUGAUGAUCUAAAAAAAACAAUGAAUCCUCAAACCUGCUUUUCACUGCAGCUAGUCGUUUAACUUGUUUAUUAUAAACUGGCAAAUUGCUCAUUGUUGUAGCGAGGAGCAUCACACUCUGCAAAAUGGGACGUUUACAGUACAGUCCAACUAUCUGAGGCAUUUAAUACAAUAUUUGUAAACUGGAAAACAAAUUGGUGGCACACAACUGAAACCUCAUGAACUGAUUCAUCCAUUGAAGAUGCCAGAGUAGCACUAACACUGACAGCAAUCACCUAAAGGUACAUUUUAAAUUGGAACAAAAUCGGUUUUCAAUGCUUUAUGGUUUUUAUGUGACCCUUUACUUAUAUUUAUCUUAACAGAGAAAAAACGUGCAUGCGUCACACCUCUGCUCGAAGUUCAUAAGAAGACUUGUGUUCUGUUUUCUUAUAGUGGUGCCUGCACAAGAUUACACUUAUUAUUUAUAUAUUUUUUUACAGUAUCACAAUAUAACUACACUCACGACAAGGACCUACACUACAUCACUUUACUCCCAUCUUUAUUGUGUCUUGUUUUGGACGACUGUUGCAGUGCCUUAUUUGUGUGACAGUUAUUGGUUGAAAAGGAUUCUGACCAAAGGCUUGUGAUGAUGGAGCUCAUAGUGGAGCCACAAAUGAUAGAUUUACACCAGGUUGGUGAUCAUUUGAAUUAAGAGGCAUAAGUUAUCUAUUGGAAACAAUCCUGGAGGAGGCUCUAACUGGAAGCUCCUUCUCUUUUCCACUGGGGAACUUUAAUCUCCAGUUUGGUCUUGUAAAGGUUAAACGGUGUGUAUGUAAGAGACACAAGUAAAGCACCUUGGUUAUAUAGUUAUAUAGUAGUAUGCUUGAAGGACUGGAUAGUACAAAUGUACCAAUGUAUGACUUCCACUUCCUGUUUGUGUGGGAUAAGUUAUCAAAACCCGGACCAGCUCCUGAUUGUUGGUACUUUGUUGGAACUGUGGGGACAAAAUGCUGUAAAAAUACAUGAUGCUAAAAAAGAUAGAUGUAAUUAGAAAAAACUGAAAAGUUUAUUAUAAUUUGCCAAAUUGAGCAGCUAUUUAACCUCAUUCAUUGUGUCUCAUUUCAGUAUAAAACAUAAACAGACUCCAUUGUCCCUGCCUGUACAAACACGUGCAUUUUGAUAGAACUGUGCAGAAAGUAGACAAACAUAUUCAAGACAAAGUCCUAACAUGGAUGCAUUGAUGUGUGUUGAUACACUGUUGUUUGUCAUAUAUAUAUAUAUAUAUAUUGUGAAUAAUCAUAUUCAUGUAUGAUGCCUAUAUUGAUAUUACCCUGCUAUUGGACCUUACUGCGUUUGCACUUGCACUAUUUAGACUAAUAUUAAAGUAACUUUCUAUUGUUUAUUUUAUAUAAAAAACAUAAAGUUAAGUGUGUUUAAGCACAUAACUGAGUGUCCUCUGAAAACACCUGUCGUCUGUCGUCCCACGCUUCCUCUCUGGCUGUGUUUACAUAACAUGAUAUCACAUUACAGCCAGCUUAAUGUGAGUUUACAUAUCUGGAUCUGGACAUCACUGUGUGUGUGUGUGUUAGAAAUGCUGCAUUAUGUUGUAAUGUUUUUUUGGUUCAUUGCCUUUUUAUUGCCUACAACACUGAUUUUAAUUUUUUUAUUUUACAAUGUGUAGACUAGAAGGGUUUACUUUUUCUUUUCUUUUUUUUAAUAAUAAUGAUCAUGCAUGUUUUAAUACCUGGUGUAGACCAAUAAGACUUAUUGUUCUGUGAUAAUUUACUUUACUCCAGUUUUCCAGGUCAAUGUUAACCACAGAUGAAUAUUAAUAGAAAACAUAAAUUAAAAAACAUAUUUGCGAUCUGAGAUGUCAACCUUUGAAAACAGUGUGUCUGAUGACGUGACGAUUAAUCCAAACAAACUUACCAAUGCUAAAUAUUCAUAAUAAAACAAAAAGUUACAGCUGUUUAUGUUGAAUCUGCAGUUUCACCUUUAAAUCUGGACGCAGUAAUAAGACAAACAGGUUGAAUGAGGUAUGAGCAGCUGCCAGUCAUUGCUAAGCUGUUAGCACCUGGUUUGUGGGGAUCACUUGCCAAAGUGCACAAUCUUUGUUUUGUUAGCGUGUCACAUAGGUGUGUGUGUGUGUGUGUGUGUGCGUGUUUCCCCAGCGCUUUCAUUUCACUAACCUUCUCAUUCAGACAGUCUCCUCUCUGAGACGCCGUCUGUCGUCAUUGUGAUUUAUGAGUUUAAUAAAACCCUGUGUGUGUGUGUGUGUGAGUGGGAGUGGGAGUGUGUGUGUAGCUCAGGGCCAUACUGUCCCUUACAAUCACUCCACAAGCUCUUUUCACAGCCUCUCCCUCUCUCGGUGGCUGACAAUAGCUGUGAAUGUGGCUGUGAAUGUUUUAGAAGUGCCCUUGUCAGACUGGCGUCCUUGAGCUGAGGCAGGGUUGUUACUGCCAGUUUUUUAAUUUCAAACUUGCCUCGACGUCCCCUCGAGGGACGCAGGAGCAAAACUAAACUACAGCUGCAGAGUUUCGACUCGGGCCCCUCUGUGUGUUGGUGCUGGUGUGGGAUUGUGCUAACUGGAAGUAGCUGUGCAGCUGCUGGCCCAUGUGUUUUUCACACUCAACCCAUGAGCUUUGUGUAGCAUUCAACUAUGUAUUCCUCCUGUUUGUAAAAAUGUGUUAUAACAAGUGUAAUCUGUUAAUUACAGCAACACAAUGCAACUUUUUCACCUUAAAUCGCAGCAGAUGAGUUUGAUGAUGCACCGACUUUGAAUUUGAAGAAAGGUGCAUUCAUUCCUACUCCUCUGUUCUUACUUUAUGUAACUUUGGGCGUGCGAGUGCGAUCUCUGUUCAUCUAAAUUGUCGAGAGUCAUGCAGAACUGUAGAUCAGUUAAAGAUUUUGGAAUAUGAAGAAUUCUAAACAGAGUUUGGUGUAUUGUUACAGCGGCAGCUCUUCUGGUUCAGGAAGCCGGGAAUCAUGGGUAAUAUCCAGUAUGAAGUCCUGUUUCAGCUCAGUGAGAGGGACUACACAGUCGAAACUCCCGUCAACAGAACAGAAUCUAUCUGUACUUGUGGCUGCAGAGGGCGCUGUUGUCCAGUAAAAGUUGCAUUGUGUUGCUUUAAAUAUUUUAAGCUUGUCUGUUCUUCAGACACACACUAAUGCAAAUCAUUCACCUGUUUGUGUAAAACAUAGCUUCCAUCAUUGAUUUACUACAAUUGAAAUGAAUAUUUAAACCACAAUAGCACAAUAUUACUCAUCAUGGAACAAAUGUUCAUGUAUCACUCGUGGAGUUUUGGUCCUUUAUCAUUUUGAUGCCUUCUCGUCCCUAAUUAACUCAUUUUAUUAUUCAUGGCUUGAACAUGGACAUGAUGUGUUUCGUGUCUUUUAUUUUGAAAUGCUGCUUUUUAAAUAAUAACGUCUCUGUUCACAAUGGAGUAAAAACAAUAUCACACAUC